Messenger RNA from Colletotrichum higginsianum IMI 349063, 429 nucleotides. RefSeq lists its product as uncharacterized. The coding region runs from base 1 to 429 and encodes 142 amino acids. Lineage: Eukaryota; Fungi; Ascomycota; Sordariomycetes; Glomerellales; Glomerellaceae. The record is from RefSeq and is a predicted model, not a curated record. The transcript is spliced from 2 exons.
AUGGUCUCAGCGUUGGGCUGGGCCAUCUGCAGCGCGCCCGCUGGCAGAGUCAAAGAAACACGGCGCCCUAUUUCAUUGACCUACUGCCACAUUACGGCUUACCACGCAACGCGUAGCAGUGCGCUCGCGAUCCAACCCGCGUGCGUUCACGGCACCUGCGGCGAGAGCGACAACAACGACUGCUGGGUCGACGACCAAGGCGUCCAGGAUGCGUGGCACUUCGACGACGGGAUCAGUAUGGCAGAGGAGCUUGAGCGUUUGCUGGAGACCAUCUCGAUGGCCAUCAGGGGGGGCGGCCAGCGCCUGAGGGAAUUCCAGGAUGUGCAUGACGCUCCCGGGCGGCCUAGUGUAAGACGGCUGCAGGAGAUGAAGGAAUUUUGGCCCAAGGGUUCGGCAGCGAGGGUAACGGAGGCGAUCUGGAAGAUUUGA